GGACUGCUGACCAAUGUGCUUCGUCUUCCUUUGCGCGUUUGCCCUAUCAGAGAGGUAGGGGGUGGAGUUCCGGUCGUCAGCGGUUCCUCCCGGCUGAGCUCGCGUUUCUUCCCGCGCGCGUUGUGGGCUUGCAGUUGAGAUAGACAUUACAUGGUAUCAAAAGUGGGAUCUGAAGGAGGUGACCACUAAGGAAUACCAACAUCCAGAAAUAAGUGAGUUUCCUGCACGUGAGCCCUUUGCACUCUUUGCUUCUGCAAAUAAGAUCUUUACUACGUUUGGAUGCUACUCCUGACAUGGAGAAGAUUGAGGAACAAUUUGCUAAUCUGAGCAUUGUUAAACGUUCCUCAGAAACUAAAGAGACUACUUAUUUGCUUGGUAUAGACACAUCAAAAGCUGUACAAGCAGAAAAAGAAAACUUGGUUGCUGUUUUAUGUUCUAAUGGAUCAAUCAGAAUAUAUGAUAAAGAAAGGUUAUAUGUACUACGAGAAUUUAGUGGAUAUCCUGGACUUCUGAAUGGAGUCCGAUUUGCAAGUUCUAGUGACAGUGUAUAUUCAUCAUGUAGCGAUGGCACCGUAAAGUGUUGGGAUGCUCGAUUAGCCAGUGAAAAACCUGUCCAGCUGUUCAAGGGUUACCCUUCCAAUAUUUUUAUUAGUUUCGAUAUCAACUGCAAUGAUCAUGUCAUUUGUGCUGGUACAGAAAAAGUUGAUGAUGAUGCCUUAUUGGUAUUUUGGGACGCAAGAAUUAGUUCUCAGGAUUUGUCUACUACUAAAGACCCACUUGGAGCAUAUUCAGAGACUCAUAGUGAUGAUGUCACUCAAGUGUGCUUCCAUCCCUACAAUCCCAACAUGUUAGUUUCAGGUUCAUCUGAUGGCCUGGUAAAUGUAUUUGAUAUUAGUGUGGAUAAUGAAGAAGAUGCACUGAUUACAACCUGUAACUCCAUUUCAUCAGUAAGCUGUAUUGGUUGGUCUGGAAAGGAUUAUAAACAGAUUUACUGCAUGACACACGAUGAAGGGUUUUCUUGGUGGGAUCUUAAUCAUCUGAAUACUGAUGAACCAAUUACAUGUUUGAACAUCCAAGAUGUCAGAGAAGUGGUUAAUCUGAAAGAAGGUAUUUUGGACUAUUUAAUUGGUGGCCUAUAUCAUGAAAAAAUGGACAAAUUGUUUGUUGUUGGAGGAACAAACACAGGAAUUAUUCACUUAAUGAGCUGCACUACAUCAGGAUUGAGCCAUGUGACCAGCCUUCACGGAGGUCAUGCUGCUACCGUCCGUUCUUUCUCUUGGAAUAUGCAGGAUGAUUCUUUGCUAACCGGAGGAGAAGAUGCACAGUUGUUACUUUGGAAACCCGGACCAAUAGAGAAGACAUUUACAAAGAAAGACAGCAUGAAAAUAGCAUCCUCUGUGUCCCAGCGAGUACGAGUUCACAGUAAUGAUUCUUACAAGAGAAGGAAGAAGCAGUGAUGUUCUGUUGGGAGUUUACUUGACAGGUUUUAUAGUUGCAAGUAGUUAUUUUUGGGUACUACCUGUGAUAGCUAUGUUUAAAGCUCCUAUGUAAAAACAAGCCAGUUAGCAAACAGUCCUGGAGAAAUGUUGAAAAUGGUUUAAUUCAGGUCUUCAUGUAUUCUAAAAUUAUUUUUUUUAAAGCUGCCAGUUGAGUAUAUAAUCAGUGAGUUGAAAGUAAAAUUACAUUCCUCAUUUUUAAAACCCAUCUGUUGAGUUAGUAAAUGUUGGGUUUAAAGAAAUAGCUUUGAUAAGGACUUUUUAGAAGUGGAUGACUGGUGUGACUUUAAAAAAUCAGGUGGUUUGAAAUACGUUUUUUAAGUUUAGGUUUUUUUUUUACAUUUUAAAUCAUCUUCAUUAUUUAUAAAACCAAAUCAGACUUUUCUGUAGGAGCUCCCACUUGCUUAAUACACAUAAAUUAAGUUGGAGUAUUUAAAUAUAAAUAUUCCAAUGAUUCUAAGUAGAACUAAGGGUUUUUUUUUUUAAAUAAAAUGAUUUGCAUCUAUUUAAAAAAAGAUAUUUAGUUUAUAUUUGCAUCUAUCUGGAUAGAUAGUUCUUUGUUUUGUUUUGUUUUGUUUUUUUAGUAGGCUCCACUCUGAGUAUGGAGCCCAGUGUAAGGCUUGAACUCACGAGCCUGAGAUCAUGUCCUGAGCUGAGAUCAAGAGUCAGAUGCUUAACGGACUGAGUCACCCUGGCACCCCUGUUUGCAUCUAUAUCUUUAAAUAGUUAAAUGGUAAACAGAUAUUUCACUGAUGAAAAGGAAAUUAUCUUGCAGAACUCAUUUUGAGACUCAAAGGGAAUAUACAAAAAAUGAAAGUAUUUAUAUAGCAGAAUAUUAUUUCAAAAUAUUCUACUAUCUUGUGAUAAAAUUUUCUUUCAUAGUGUUUCAUCCAUAAUUUUAAACUUAAGUGCCCAUGGGGAAUGGGGGCCAUGUAGGAGGUGCUGCUGGGAAAGGAUGAUGCCAUAAUUUUGAACUUGAAUUUUUGUUUGCUGCCAGUUUUUUCAUCCUUACUGUUAAAUAUUUUUCCAAAGAAUCUUAAUUAAAAAGUUGGUCACUUGGGUGCCUGGUGGCUCAGUGAUUAAGCAUCUCACUCUCGAUUUUGUCUCAUGCUAUGAUCUCAGGGUUAUGAGAUUGAGCUCCACAAUGCUCUGUGCUCAGAGGAGCAUCUGCUUAUCCCGCUCCUUCUGCUUUUCCCUAACUCACGCGUGUGCUCUCUCUUUCUCAAAUAAACAAAUAAACUAUUUUUUAAAAAGUU
Molecule: messenger RNA, 2752 nt
Organism: Mustela lutreola (European mink)
Lineage: Eukaryota; Metazoa; Chordata; Mammalia; Carnivora; Mustelidae
Gene: WDR89
Product: WD repeat domain 89
Exons: 3
Coding region: 294-1457 (387 amino acids)
Molecular function (GO): protein binding
Source: RefSeq, a predicted model, not a curated record